UUUUACCAAUUGCUAUUCUGAAAUCUGAUUGUUGGUACUUGGUGGACCGUUUUGACGUUCUAUUGCCUCUCAACUGAGUUAUAAUAUGUACCGUUUUUUAUGCCGUUUCGUUUAAAAUAAUUUAUAUAUUAUUUAUCUUUUAACAUAAGUAUCGCGUUUACCGUCAGAAUGUCGGGUUAUGAUGCGCGUAGCGAUGGACCCAGUUUUGUUGGGAUUCGUUUCUGUCAAGAAUGUAAUAAUAUGCUUUAUCCAAAAGAAGACAAGGAACACAAAGUCUUAUUGUACGCUUGUCGUAAUUGUGAUCAUAGACAAAUGGCCGAUAGCAAUUGUAUCUAUGUUAAUAAAAUUAUGCACGAAAUUAAUGAACUAACUCAUAUUGUAUCAGAUGUUACAUCUGAUCCAACGCUGCCUAGGUCAGAAGAUCAUCCUUGUCCAAAAUGUAAACAUCGAGAAUCUGUCUUUUUCCAAGCUCAAACUAGACGGGCUGAGGAGGAAAUGAGGUUGUAUUAUGUCUGCACUAAUCCGCAUUGCAUUCAUCGUUGGACAGAGUCGUCAAUAUAAUAUGUUUUUAAAGUAAUUAAAAUGUAUCCUAAAAUUAUAAACAUUAAUGUCAUUCUAAAAUUGUAGUAAAAGAACAUUUUCAACAUCCUUUUUAUAUUUCUUUAUAUGUUUUUAUAGAACAGGAAAUAAAUAUAUAUAUAUUACAUUACAUUUA
Adelges cooleyi (spruce gall adelgid) is the source of this 715-nucleotide messenger RNA. It is a transcript of the gene RpII15, whose product is annotated as DNA-directed RNA polymerase II subunit RPB9. The record is from RefSeq and is a predicted model, not a curated record. Bases 169 to 561 code for a protein of 130 amino acids. Gene Ontology annotation, biological process: DNA-templated transcription; transcription initiation at RNA polymerase II promoter; maintenance of transcriptional fidelity during transcription elongation by RNA polymerase II. The transcript has 5 exons. Gene Ontology annotation, molecular function: DNA-directed RNA polymerase activity; zinc ion binding; nucleic acid binding. NCBI's taxonomy places the organism in Eukaryota, Metazoa, Arthropoda, Insecta, Hemiptera, Adelgidae. Gene Ontology annotation, cellular component: RNA polymerase II, core complex.